UAGAGAGAUAGACAGAGAGGACACAGGGGAUAGAGAGAUGGAAGGAGAAAGAUCAGGGGAUAGAAAGACGGAAGGGGGAAGUGUCAGGGAUAGAGAGAAGGAUGGAGAGAAGGAAGGUGCCAGCAGCCUUAGCUCUGAGGGGAGCUGUAGUGAAACCCACUGGUCUCCUUCACCCCAUCCCAUCCUCUCCAAGAUGCUCAUGCAUUCCUCCGUCUCUUCCUCCGCUUCCUCCUUCAACUGCUCCUCAGCGGAGAGCGAUGAGGUCUUCAGCGAAGGAGAGGACACUGCCAGCAAGAGGAGCACCAUGAGGAGGUGUCGCUCCUGGAGGACCUUCCUGACCAUGAUGCAGUGGUCAGUGCGUCGGCAGAGUUCAUGGGUCCAGCUAGCAGGACAUCAAGGUAACUUCCAGCUGAGUGAGGGGGGCGAGGUGCUGAAGCGUUUCAGUGAGGUGGAGGCUGUGUGUCUGCAGGCCCUCAUGGCUGACCCCCUGCGUCCGUUUGUACCGCAGUACCAUGGCUCGGUCAACAGGGGGGGUAACAGUUACAUCCGCCUGGAGGACUUACUGAGUGGCCUGAAGAACCCUGUCAUCAUGGACUGCAAGAUGGGCGUGAGGACAUAUCAGGAGGAGGAAUUAACCAAAUCACACACCAAGCCCACCCUGCGGACUGAUAUGUACCAGAAGAUGGUAAAAGUUGAUCCGACGGCUCUCACUGUGGAGGAACACGAGCAGCGAGGCGUGACGAAGUGGCGCUACCUGCAGUGGAGGGAUAACACCAGCUCCACCUCCACACUAGGCUUCAGGAUUGAGGGCAUCAUGAUGGAGAACGGCAGCGUACAGCGGGACUUUAAGAUGCUCACCCCAGCCAAGGUCACUGAGGCCCUCCUCUCUUUCACCAAGAGUCAUCUACACAUCCUGAAGGCCUACCAUUCCAGACUCCAGGCUCUGGAUGAAGCCCUGAAGGAAUCCCCAUUUUUCAAAGCCCAUGAGGUGAUUGGCAGCUCGCUCCUCUUCGUCCACGACUGGACCAGUAAGGCCAGCAUCUGGAUGAUAGACUUUGGGAAGACCACCCCGUCGCCCAGCACUGUGCAGCUGAGCCACGACGUCCCGUGGGCCGAGGGGAAUCGGGAGGAUGGGUACCUGAUCGGGCUGGCCGCCCUCACCUCCCUCGUGGGUCAGGCCAUCAGCCAGGCAGCCUGCAGACAGGAGGAGAAGCAUGGAGAGGAGACGGACAAGUGUCACACACACCCUGCAGGAACAGGAACACACACAGACUAAAAGUCAGGGUGGUCAGGGCAAGGCAGCACAGAAUGAAGGUACUUCUGAUUGAAGAAGAGAGGCCACAUCAGGACAAUACUCACAGGAAUGUGUUCUCUAAUUUACAUGGAUGAUGUUUGUKGAUGAUUGCAAUAGACACUAUUAAUUGAUAGAAUUCUCUUAACUGUUUAGACAUAAGACAAUAUUUUUAUAUUUUUCACAAUAAAAACAACCC
Messenger RNA from Salvelinus sp. IW2-2015, 1490 nucleotides. RefSeq lists its product as uncharacterized. Gene Ontology annotation, molecular function: inositol tetrakisphosphate kinase activity; inositol-1,4,5-trisphosphate 3-kinase activity. Gene Ontology annotation, cellular component: cytoplasm; nucleus. The record is from RefSeq and is a predicted model, not a curated record. Lineage: Eukaryota; Metazoa; Chordata; Actinopteri; Salmoniformes; Salmonidae. Gene Ontology annotation, biological process: inositol phosphate biosynthetic process.